AUGGUGGUAGCGCGAGCUGCGAUGGCCCGCGAUGGAAGAGUUGCAGGGGGCGUUCGAUGUUGGAAAGUGGCCUGUGGUGAUUCGCGAUGGGGAGACGGGAUGGGUCUCUAUGGAGGUGGAGUAGCCAUGGUUGGGGUGACUUUGAGGGUGACGUUUAUGGUUAGGUUCAUGGUGGUUAGAGAUGUGGGUUUUGUGAUGAUGGGUUUUGUGAUGGUGGGUUCUGUGAUGAUGAGUUUUGUGAUGGUGGGUUUUGUGAUGGCGGGUUUUGUGAUGGUUGAUGGUGGGUUCUGUGAUGGCAGGGUUGUGUUGGUGGCUAGCAGAGGUGGUUGGAGUAGGGUUAUGUUGGUGGCUAGCAGAGGUGGCUGGAGCAGGGUUGUGUUAACGGCUAACAGAGGUGGUUGGAGUAAGGUUGUGUUGGCGGCUAGCAGAGAUGGCUGGAGCAAGGUUGUGUUGGAGGCUAGAAGAGGUGACUGGAGCAGGGUUGUGUUGGCGACUAGCAGAGAGGUGGCUGGAGCAGGGUUGUGUUGGUGGAUAGCAGAGCAGAGGUUGAGGUGGAGCAGUGUAGUAGAGGUUGUGUUGGCAACUAGUAGAGGUGGAGCAGUGGUUGUGUUGGUGGCUAGCAGAGGUGGCUGGAGUAGGGUUGUGUUGGUGGCUAGUAGAGAUCCCAAUAUCUGCAGAGGUUGUGUUGGUGCCUACCAGAAGUGGAGUAGUGUAGCAAGAGUUGUGUUGGUGGUUAGCAGAGGUGGCUGGAGCAGGGUUGUGUUGGUAGCUAGCAAAGGUGGAGCAAUGUAG
Messenger RNA from Sphenostylis stenocarpa, 792 nucleotides. Lineage: Eukaryota; Viridiplantae; Streptophyta; Magnoliopsida; Fabales; Fabaceae. The record is from the annotation of a GenBank genome assembly.